Messenger RNA from Caenorhabditis remanei, 390 nucleotides. RefSeq lists its product as uncharacterized. Bases 1 to 390 code for a protein of 129 amino acids. The transcript is spliced from 2 exons. Lineage: Eukaryota; Metazoa; Nematoda; Chromadorea; Rhabditida; Rhabditidae. The record is from RefSeq and is a predicted model, not a curated record. Gene Ontology annotation, cellular component: U1 snRNP; nucleus. Gene Ontology annotation, biological process: spliceosomal snRNP assembly; mRNA splicing, via spliceosome; mRNA 5'-splice site recognition. Gene Ontology annotation, molecular function: pre-mRNA 5'-splice site binding; zinc ion binding.
AUGCCCAAAUACUACUGUGACUACUGUGACGCGUUCCUGACUCACGACUCGUUGAAAGGACGAAAGACGCAUAACGAGGGACGGAAGCAUAAGGACGCCGUACGUGGAUUCUAUCAGAAAUGGUUGGAAGCACAGGCACAGAAGAUGGUCGAUCAGACCGCCCAAGCGUUUCAGCAGAAUAGAAUGCACGGAGCCAUUCCACGUACCACACUUGGUAUGCCACCACCACCACUGAUGAUGUGUCCUACAAUGAUGAUGGGCGGAGCUCCGAUGCCACCACCAAUCUAUGGAUACCCUGGAGGACCUCCACCAAUGAUUGCUCCUUCUGGACAGAAUUCUGGAGCACUUCCACCACACCAUCCUCAUCAAUCUCGUUUCAACCCUUAUUGA